UUAUAUAUUAUAUUUUAUUUUCUAAUGUUUAAUAUAUUAUUUAAUGUAACUUAUUUAUAAAUAUUAUAUAAUAGAAGCGAAUAAAUGUUAAACUAUUACAAGAUAUGUAUUACUUUUUUUACAUAAAUUACUUAAAUAUUCAAAAAAAUUCAAAGAGUUCUUAGAACACGUGUAAUCUUCUAUUCGUGGUGCCAUCUCGAAUUUGACAGCUAUAAGUCAUAUAAUGUACUAUGUUCGCCUAUUAUAGCAUGUGAUACUUUUAGUUUUGUUUGUUGUGUAUAGAAUUUGUAUAAAACUUUUAUUAAACUAGAUUUUAUUUUUCUUUUAAUUUUUGUUUAAAAUGAAAUAAUAAAUAAUUAUAAAUUUAUUUCUAAUAAAAUUCUUUAUUAGAAUUCAAAGUUACAUAAUAUAUAUAUAUAUAUAUAUGUCAAUACAAUAUAGUAAUGCAUCAAUACAUGCAUAACAAUAUGUACAUAAAAGCGCGCGUGAUGGAUUGGAUAUAUUGAAAUAAAAUAUUUUUUAUUAUAUUAUCAUUGAUUUAUCUUUUUUGCUCAAAAUAUUAUUUAAUCGAUUUAUAUAUUACACAUUUAUCGAAUUCGAAUACAUUUAAAAUAUGCCAAGAGAUAUACGAUCUUAUUUUCAAACAAGUAAAAUAAAUUCUAGCGUCGUUUCAACAAAAGCGGUUAAAAGACGUAUUAUUUCAUCCGAUGAGGAUGAUGAAAAACCAAAACCUUCAUUUAAACAGUCUAAGAAAACAAAAAUAUUAGGGAAGAAAGUUAUUGCAUCUGAUUCUGAAGAAGAUGUUAAAAUUGUUUCUCCUGCUGAUAUAUUUGGUAAAAAUCCAAUAAAGAGACAAGAAGCACCCAAGAUAUCUAAACAAUUACAAAAGAAGGAAGCUAAAAGUCAUCAUGAUGAUGAUUUUGAAAGAACAUUAUGUCAAUUAGAUACCUCUGAUAUUGAACAAAAAUAUUUAACAGAAACUAAAGUUAACAAAGGUUCUCAUGAAAAUAAUGAUGAAAAUAAAGAAAAGAUUCCUGUUAUAGCCAUAGAUUCUCAUGAAAAUAAUGAUGAAAAUAAAGAAAAGAUUCCUGUUAUAGCCAUAGAUUCUCAUGAAAAUAAUGAUGAAAAUAAAGAAAAAAUUUCUGUUAAGAGUAAAGAAAAUGUUAAAAAGAAAAAAACAUUUGAUAAAACAAAUCAAGAAAAAAGUAAUGAAAAAAUAUAUAAAUUAAAAUCAAAAAAAUAUUCUAAUAGUUCAAGUGAAGACAUUGAGCAUGAAAAGUCUGAACAUAAUAACAAAAUUCAACAUAAAAAAACAUCUUCUAAAAAAAUGGACACUUCUGACAUAUAUGAGGAAAUAAUUGCAAAGAAAAAACAAAGUGUUACAAUGUAUCAGCAAUAUCUUCAAAGAGGAGGAGCUAGAAACCCAGGCUCAAAGAAAAUUCCUGUUGGUGCUGAAUAUUGUUUAGCAGGAUUAAGUUUUGUAAUAACUGGAGUUUUGGAUUCUUUAGAAAGAGAGGAAGCUGAAGAACUUGUCAAACAAUAUGGUGGACGAAUUUUACAUCAAGUUACAAAAAAAACUGAUUAUAUCAUAGUAGGUGAUCAAGCUGGUCCUUCAAAAUUAUCAAAGGCUGAUAGUUUAAAUAUAAAAAAAAUAUCAGAAGAUGAUUUAUUAGAUCUGAUACGUACACGCCCUAUAGGUUGCAUUAAUGAUGUACAUCAAUCUCGUACAAAAAUAAAAGACAAAUUAAAGCAAAAAUCUGAAGAAUUAGAAGAAGAAUCACCAUCAAAGAAAAUAAAAAUUAUUGCGAAUGAAGAAACAAAAAAUUUAACCAAAAUACACAAAGAAAUAAGUAAGAAAGAAAUAGAAACAUCAUUGAAAAUGUCACCACAAAAAAAAGAAUAUGAUACUAAAGAUAUAAAAAUAAAAUCUCCAAUUAAAAAGAAAUAUACUGAACUCAAAGAAUCACUCAUAGAAGACAAGAAGGAAAUUGAUGAUGCAAAAAAUAAAAAAACAAAUAUUUUACAAGAUAUAAAUAGUAAAAUAUCAACACAGGCAUUGGUUGAAAAAUAUAGACCAAAAACUAUGAAACAGAUUUUGGGACAACAAGGAGAUAAAAGUAUUGCUAAGAAAUUGUAUGCAUGGUUAAUAAAUUGGCAUAAAAAUCAAUCUGGUCAAGUAAAACAUAUAAAACCUAAUCCAUGGACAAAGAAUAGUGAUGGAGCUUUCUUUAAAGCAGCUUUAUUAUCUGGUCCUCCUGGAAUUGGAAAAACGACAACUGUUCAAGUUAUUUGCAAUGAAUUAGGUUUUGAUCUUAUAGAAUUUAAUGCAUCAGAUACUAGAAGUAAAAAACUUCUAGAAGAAGAAGUAUCAGAAUUAUUAUCUAAUACUACAUUAAAAAAUUAUUUUCAAGAUAAUAAAAGUAAACCAUCAUCAAAACAUGUUUUAUUAAUGGACGAAGUAGAUGGAAUGGCUGGUAAUGAAGAUCGUGGUGGUCUACAAGAAUUAAUUAAAUUGAUCAAAUCAACUGAUAUACCUAUUGUUUGUAUUUGUAAUGAUCGAAAUCAUUCUAAAAUGAGAACACUUGCUAAUUAUACAUUUGAUCUUCGAUUUUCAAAACCUAGAUUGGAACAAAUUAGGGCUGCAAUGAAAUCUAUAUGUUUCAAAGAAAACAUUAAUAUCACAAAUGAAGAUCUUGAUCUAUUAAUUGAAUCAACUAAUCAGGAUAUUCGGCAAAUUAUAAAUCAUUUAGCAUUAUUUGUUGGACAAAUUGGUUCUCAAGAGAAAUCUGGAAAAAAACAUAUAAAUAAGGAUCUGAAAUUGGGUUCUUGGGAUGUUGUAAAACAAGUAUUUUCUGCAGAGGAACAAAAACAUAUGAAUUUCAAUGAGAAAUGUGAUCUAUUUUUCCAUGAUUAUAAUAUAGCACCAUUAUUUGUACAAGAAAAUUAUUUACUGGUUAUACCUGAAGCACCAAAAAAUAAAUUAUUAGAAAAAAUAGCUGAAAGUGCCGAGAGUUUAGCAUUGGGAGAUACAGUUGAAAACUGUAUAAGAAGUAAUAAUGCCUGGUCUCUUUUAUCAAUACAAGCUUGUUAUUCUUCUGUUAUACCUGGGGCAGCAAUGUCUGGCCACAUUGGUGGUCAGAUUAAUUUUCCAGCUUGGCUUGGACGUAAUUCAAAAGCCACUAAAUUUAAUCGUUUAAUGCAAGAAAUCACUUUACAUGCUCGUUUGACUACUAAUGCAAGUAAAGAGGCUAUAAAUCUGGAUUACAUUAAAUAUCUCAGAAAUACCAUUAUUAGACCUUUAACAGUAGAUGGUAUUGAAAAUAUAGCUGCUGCAAUAGAUGUUAUGAAUCAUUAUCAUUUACUCAGAGAAGAUUUAGAUUCUUUAGUGGAAAUUUCUUUGUGGCCUGGUCAGCAAGAUCCAAUGCAAGUUAUAGAUAGUAAAGUAAAAGCUGCCUUUACAAGAGCGUAUAAUAAGAAUUCUGUAGUUCUUCCAUAUGUAGUGAAUAGUACAUCAAAAAAGAAAACAGCAACAAAUGUACAAGAAGAAGGUUUAGAAGAGGAAGAAGAAGAAGUAGAUUCUGAUCAAAAUGAUAAUAUGGAUACAGAUAAAAUGAUCAAGACAAAAAAACCUGGUACAAGUAAAAAUACGGAAUCGAAAAGUGAAAAGAAGGGCAAAAAGAAUAGUGAUAACAUUUCUAAACGCGGAAGAGGACGAGGAAAAGCAAAAUAAUGCAAAUAUUGUAAAAGGAAUGUGAUUUUUAUUUGAAGAAUUUAUCAUUUUGUAAUGUAUUUAUUUAUUACUAGAUUUGCAAUACUUAUAUAUUUUUCCAUUUAUUGUGAAAAUUUUUUUGUUGUAAAGAAUGAUGUCGUAAAUCAUUCGUUAAUACAUCUAUUGCGUAAAGAUGGACAAAUAUUUUUUUUUAAAAUAAUAAUUCAAAAAAAUU
Apis mellifera (honey bee) is the source of this 3944-nucleotide messenger RNA. It is a transcript of the gene Gnf1, whose product is annotated as replication factor C subunit 1. Gene Ontology annotation, cellular component: DNA replication factor C complex; nucleus. NCBI's taxonomy places the organism in Eukaryota, Metazoa, Arthropoda, Insecta, Hymenoptera, Apidae. The transcript is spliced from 16 exons. Gene Ontology annotation, biological process: DNA repair; DNA replication. Gene Ontology annotation, molecular function: ATP hydrolysis activity; ATP binding; DNA clamp loader activity. Bases 614 to 3730 code for a protein of 1038 amino acids. The record is from RefSeq and is a predicted model, not a curated record.